GACAGGCGGGAAUGAGCUGAGGGAACUGGAACUUGAGCUGAGGGAACAGCAAAGACCGGGCUGGGGCGGACUGAGGGAGCCGAGAGAGCUCUGACGGACAGGGGGGAACGAGCUGAGGGAACUGGAGCUGAGGGCACCGGGGCGGCUCUGAGGGGUCGGUGCCAGGUGAGGGCUGAGGGGAAGCCCGGCCAGUGCAGGUGCUGAGCCCCGGGAGAGCCCCAGCUCGUGUGGGUGGGCGAGCAGAGAGGACCGAUACCCUUCCAGUGAGGGGAAAACGGAGAGAUUUUGGGGUGACAGUAGAGAAAAUGGUGGAAAAGUAGUUGGGGUGGGUGUCCAUGGGAGGCAAAUGAGAAGAAACGGUUAAACUCUGUUAGGCUGCAGUGGCAGGAGGAUGGGGUGGUUGUGGUGAAGAUACAUGUGGGGUUUUUCUGUUUGUUUUUAGGUCUCUCACUCCAAGGACAGUGAUGUGGAGGUAUUGGAGGCACUGGAGGGUUGAAAAGGACGCAGGGAAGAACGAGAACAAAUCGAGGAUGCCUUGCUGUGCCUAAGCUCUAGACCUGCAUAAGUCCAUAUGUGUGACCCUCCAUGGUUUUCCUGGCAUCUUCCAGGAGAAAUCCCAGGUCCAUUCCUCAGUCCUGAUUUUGUGGGAUCACCUGCAGCACUCAGGGAGUUGAGCAACAAGAAAAGGAUUUUACAUUCUCACGCUGCUGGGCUUUGGAAUUUUCUCCCUGGAUUUCAGUUCGUUUUUCGCGUUUGCAAUACCAGGCUGAGCUCGUGCAAGCUGAGCUACCCCUUCAUUCUUCACUGGCUUCCAUGGGAGCAGGGUGUGGAUUGAGGGCUCUUUUCCCUCCACUCCUUUCAUCCACGAGGUCUAAUGGAAGGAAGAAUCAGGUGUCAAUAACUGUCCUCUUCUCCUGUUGAUUUGAUCCAAUGGACUGACAUGCAGGGGAGACUCAGAUGAAAGUUGCACCUGAGGAGUGUUUGUGCUCAUAGCUGAGGAACCUUCCCAAAGCUGCCUUCCUCAUUAUCCACCAAAGUCCUCCUGCUGUUCCAGAUACUAAUUCCAGAGGGUGGAAUUAAUGCUUUCAUAUGGCAAAGGCCAGCUCUAAACUGUUGCUUCACACUGAAAACACAGAGGGAGAAGGUAUUUCACUAAACCAUCACCAGUGGACAUCACAACAGGAAGAAAAUGACAGCCACGGGGUGCGAUUCCUUCCCCGGCUGAUGCCGCUCUGAGCAUCCAGAGCCAGCCGAAGGCAGCAGCGGUGCAGUCGCUGUGACAGUGCGAGGGCAGAAGCUCUGGACGGUAGAGGAUGCUAGAGAAGAGGGCCAAGCAGCAUCCAGGAGCUUUCCCCUGCUAUCCUGGGAACGUGCUGGGUGUCUCCAUGGGCUGGGAGGAGUAAAAACAGGAUCCACUGGGAAUUUUUAGCACUUUGAGUUGCUGAUAACUGAUGGAAGGCGACGAGCGGGCGAUAAAUUCCCUGUUCCCAGUCAGGUUGUCUUUCCUCCUGUAAUUAAUUCAGCCCCAGCCCAGGCUGCUGAGGCUCUCAAGGAGUUAAGAUACAACAAUGGUGGCACUUACACUGUUCCAGUGGAUUCUAAAAGGGCUUAUCUUGACUUUUCUGCUGAAAACUACUCUGUCCCUAAAUCCAGAUGAUCCAAAUGUUUGUAGUCAUUGGGAAAGCUAUGCUGUGACAGUGCAGGAGUCUUAUGCUCACCCCUUUGACCAGAUCUAUUACACACGAUGCACAGACAUCCUCAACUGGUUCAAGUGCACCAGACACAGGAUCAGUUAUAAAACCGCCUAUCGGAGGGGGCUGAGGACGAUGUACCGGCGGAGAUCCCAGUGCUGCCCGGGCUACUACGAGAGCGGGGACUACUGCAUCCCUCUGUGCACGGAGGAGUGUGUGCAUGGGAGGUGUGUCUCUCCUGACACGUGUCACUGUGAACCAGGAUGGGGAGGCACCGAUUGCUCCAGUGGCUGUGACAGCGAGCACUGGGGGCCCCACUGCAGCAACCGCUGCCAGUGCCAGAACGACGCGCUCUGCAACCCCAUCACGGGCGCCUGUGUCUGCGCCGACGGGUUCCGCGGCUGGCGCUGCGAGGAGCUCUGCGAGCCCGGCACCUACGGCAAGGCCUGCCAGCUCCAGUGCCAGUGCCACCACGGGGCCACCUGCGACCACCAGACCGGAGAGUGCCACUGCGCGCCUGGAUACACCGGAGUCUUCUGUGAGGAGCUGUGUCCCCCUGGCAGCCACGGAGCCCAGUGCGAGCUGCGCUGCCCCUGCCAGAACGGGGGCGUCUGUCACCACAUCACCGGGGAGUGCUCCUGUCCCGCGGGAUGGACGGGGCUGGUGUGUGCACAGCCAUGUCCUCCUGGAACCUUUGGAAUCAACUGCAGCCAGGACUGUCCGUGCCACAAUGGAGGACACUGUGACCCCGUGACAGGAAAAUGCAUCUGCACAGCUGGUUAUAUAGGAGACAGGUGCCAGGAGGAGUGUCCCAUCGGGACAUACGGCUUCCAGUGCUCACAAACCUGCGACUGCCAGAACGGGGCCAAGUGCUACCACGUCAAUGGAGCCUGCAUCUGUGACCCUGGCUUUAAAGGGAUUUACUGCCAAGAAAGGAUGUGUCCAGAAGGGUUUUAUGGCCUCAAAUGCAACAAGAGAUGUCCUUGCAAUAUUACCAACACCCUCAGCUGCCACCCCCUGUCUGGAGAGUGCAGCUGCAAGGCUGGCUGGGCUGGGCUCUACUGCAACGAGACGUGUCCCCCGGGCUCCUACGGCGAGGGCUGUGCCCUGCCCUGCCCCUGCCACAACGGGGCCGACUGUGACAGCGUCACCGGGGCCUGCUCCUGUGCCCCCGGCUACAUGGGAGAGGACUGCACCAUCCCCUGCAUGGCAGGAACCUACGGAACCAAUUGCUCCUCAGUUUGUAACUGCAAGAACGACGGUGCCUGUUCCCCUGUGGACGGGCUGUGCUACUGCAAAGAAGGCUGGCAAGGAGUGGAUUGCUCUAUUCCAUGUUCAAGUGGAAGUUGGGGUCUGAACUGUAACCAGACGUGUUCCUGCACCAACGGAGCUGCCUGCAGGCCAGCAGAUGGCUUCUGCCUCUGCUCCCCGGGAUGGCAGGGGGAGUUCUGUGAGCAGCCCUGCCCUGAUGGAACAUAUGGUCUUAAUUGCAGUGAGCGUUGUGACUGUAACCACGCCGAUGGGUGUGACCCUGUCACUGGGUACUGCUGCUGCCUCGCAGGCUGGACAGGCAUCCACUGCGACAACAUCUGCACCCAGGGCCGCUGGGGCCCCAACUGCUCCAUCUCGUGCAGCUGUGAGAACGGGGGAUCCUGCUCCCCGGAGGAUGGCACCUGCGACUGCGCCCCGGGAUACAGGGGACCCUUGUGCCAGAGAAUUUGCCCCCCUGGUUUUUAUGGACACCACUGUGGCCAGCCCUGCCCCCAGUGUGUGCACAGCAAUGGUCCUUGUCACCACGUGUCGGGACACUGCGACUGCCUGCCUGGAUUCUUUGGCCCUCUCUGCAACCAAGUGUGUCCCAGUGGGAAAUACGGGAAGGACUGUGCCGAGGUGUGUCAGUGCACCGAGAACGGGACGUGCAAUCCCAUCGACGGAUCCUGCCAGUGCUUCCCAGGCUGGAUAGGCAUGGACUGCUCUCAGACCUGUCCCAGUGGGUUUUGGGGCCCUGACUGCUUUCAUUCCUGCAACUGCCACAACGGAGCACUGUGCAGCCCCUACGAUGGAGAGUGUCGAUGUACCCACGGCUGGACGGGGCUCUUCUGCACUCAGCGUUGCCCAGCUGCUUUUUAUGGAAAGAACUGUGCCAACGUGUGUCAGUGUCAGAACGGGGCCGACUGUGACCACAUCACCGGGCAGUGCACGUGCAGGACUGGAUUUACAGGCAAACAGUGUGAGCAGAAGUGCUCACCAGGAACGUUUGGUUAUGGUUGCAAACAACUUUGUGAGUGCAUGAAUAAUGCUACAUGUGACCAUGUCACGGGGACCUGCUACUGCAGCCCAGGCUUCAAAGGAAUCCGGUGUGAUCAAGCGGCUCUUAUGAUGGAAGAAUUAAACCCCUAUACUAAAAUUAGCCCUGCUCUUGGAUCAGAGAGGCACUCAGUGGGAGCAAUCAUUGGAAUUAUUAUUCUCCUUCUAAUUAUUAUGGUCUUGCUGGCACUGUUUGUGUGGUAUCGACGGAAACAGAAGGAGAAGGGCCAUGACAUGCCAAGUGUAUCUUACACUCCAGCCAUGAGGAUGACUAAUACAGAUUACUCACUUUCUGGUGCUUGUGGGAUGGAUAGACGUCAGAACACAUACAUAAUGGAAAAAAGCUUCAAAGAUUAUAUGAAAGAGUCUGUGUGCAGCUCCAGCACUUGUUCCCUGAACAGCAGUGAAAACCCCUACGCCACCAUUAAAGACCCCCCCAUUUUAACCUGCAAACACUCUGAGAGCAGCUACGUGGAAAUGAAAUCGCGGUCCACAGGGAGUCCGCGUAUUCCGAAAUGCCAACUUCAAUCCACAGCCAAUAAAAACAUCUACGAAGUUGAGCCCACUGUCAGCAUAGUCCAAGACGGCGCAGGCCGGAGUGCCAGUUACCUCCAGAAUCCAUACGACCUUCCCAGGAACAGCCACAUUCCUGGUCACUACGACCUCCUCCCUGUCCGGCACAGCCCGACACACGGGCCCUCUUGGGACAAGCAUUCUUAAAGGAUGGACUCCACUGUGCUGCCAACACAAACUGUGAGGAAGCAGAGGAGAAGCCGUCCUGUUCCACGCUGUGGGAUGCUGACAGAUGUGGACUGGCUUACGCAAGGACCUGACGUGACACAACAUCAGCUUGGGCCAACUGCUGCUGCAUGAUGUUAUUUAUAAAGACAUUUUGUAUGGGUAACUGGAACUAACAGAACCUUCCUCCAUGUGUGGCUGGAGUACAUCACCCCAGGAAGGUGUCCACGUGCUCCAGGCAAAAAACUCUCCGUGGCUUGUAUUCUAACCCUGGCUUUGCUGUAAAAUAAACCACAAACACAUGCUAAGUAGAAGGACUUAAAGAUGUACAUUUUUACCAACUGCAUCAGAAACCUUUUACCUUUAGGAACAAGGUGACUGGGAAUGCACUGGAAUUGAUUUUCAUCUUUGUCAUGGGAAUGGACAUUUUCUGAACGAGAGCAGGGAAAACUUGUCAUUUCACUGUCAGGACACCUCAUUUACUGCCACCACCACGUGCAGCCUGUGCAGAUCAUGCUCGGUAAUUAGCAUUGGGAUUUUCAUCUUUACACUCAGUACCAGAGGGUUUGAGUUGAGGAAUAUUAACACAGACACUUUCUGUGCCGUUUUUAAAUCUUUCCAAAUGUCCCCUGAUCUUUGCUAAUGACCAUUUCCACAAUGAGCCUCCCACCCACUUUACCACGCUUCUGAUUGGCACAGAUGGGCUUUAGUUUUCCUUAUGCAGCUUCUCUUUUGUUGGCUAAAUCCAGCAGAUCUGUCAGGCCUGUAACCUGCUGCACCUCCCUUUCCUGCCCUGGGACACUGCAGGUCUGCACAGACCAGCCCUGGUGUCAUUUCCUUUCCCAAAGCUGAGCCACAACAGCUUCUCUCUCCCAUCUUUCAAACCAUCUCCUCGGGUUCACUUGUCAGCAUGCCACUGAUGACACCCUUUAAUUUGAUGGGCAUUACCAUGUAGUGCAACGUUAUCCUUUGGUGAUUCUACCUGAAAUGUCAUUAAAUGGAGCUGAAACUGGGUUUUCUUUUUCAGCAGCUGUUUGUGAACUAAUUAUCACGGGGCUGACCCAUGGUAAAGUUUUGCAUUGCGCCACCACAAUUAUUUUUUUUUUAAUUUAUAAUCCUUAUUGACCUAGAAAGUAGAGUACUUGCCGUUAGUUCCUUGUAGAUUUUGAGCAUGAAGUAGUAUUGACUCUAAGUAUGUAAUUUUAUUAGGCAAACAUGGAAGUAGCAAGUUGAUGCCUCUUAAAUAUAAAGAAAUAUUCUGUUGCACA
This is a messenger RNA of Chiroxiphia lanceolata (lance-tailed manakin), 6004 nucleotides long. It is a transcript of the gene MEGF11, whose product is annotated as multiple EGF like domains 11. Gene Ontology annotation, molecular function: protein binding. The record is from RefSeq and is a predicted model, not a curated record. Lineage: Eukaryota; Metazoa; Chordata; Aves; Passeriformes; Pipridae.